Messenger RNA from Acanthamoeba castellanii str. Neff, 753 nucleotides. RefSeq lists its product as uncharacterized. NCBI's taxonomy places the organism in Eukaryota, Discosea, Longamoebia, Acanthamoebidae. The transcript has a single exon. The record is from RefSeq and is a predicted model, not a curated record. The coding region runs from base 1 to 753 and encodes 250 amino acids.
AUGUCCAAGGUCACUCCCGAGGCGCCGUCGGCCCAAGACCAACAUCUCUUCAGGGGCUUCGCCAACUCGUUGAACGUGGAUUUUACCCGACCCGUGGACGAGAUCAGUAUCAGCAGAGCCGCGACACUUGCCAAAAAGGCGGAUCAGAGUAGCACCCCUGUCGACGAUGCCGCCGUCGCUAAUGGCGAGGCGCAAGCCACGGCAGACAAGACCUAUGACCCGUGCAUCAGCGAGUGGCGUUCGCGAGCCACGGUGUUGAUCGGAGGCACCGAUGCCAUGCUGCGCGAUUUGCUGGCAAGAGCCGGCGUGGAGUGGGAGAUCGCCACGCUGGUGACAAGUUCGCCCAGUGCCGUCUGGCGCUGGGCCGAUGUCACCUGUUCGUCAUGCACCCUGACUGCUGUCGCGAGACGGAGAGACCAGACGCCCUUGGGGGAAGUCAGAAAGAGGCACCUCUUGAUACUGGACCGCUUGGACACGCGUCGGGUCCUCAAGUUGGCUGUCUUCACCAGGCUGAUGAGGCUCCGCGAGGAUUUGGCGCUGGACGUCUACAUGACGGUCAACGACGCGAAAGACAACGAUAUGAAUUUAGCCGCCUUUCACACUGCGCCCAACAUCAAGGGUGAACUCUCGGAGUCUGACGCGCGCGACCGCCAGCCCGAUGCAAUGGGCACCAUGCCUACGGCCAACGGCCUUCCCUACUGGCUGCCCAAACAACCGCCACCUUUGCCGCGCAUCGGCAACCAGGGCGUGUAG